UGUAAACAGUUUAGCUUCAGUUCAGCAGAGUGUACGAGAGAAGUAAAGCGCUGUUUAAAAAGUUGUUUGUUUUAACAUAUUGUGAUUUAUUUAUGUUAUUAAGGUAGAAUAUUAAUGUCAGUUAUUAAGGAGCAUCUUGUGUUUGCGGUAUGAUUUCAACUGAGACGCGGAUAAAUACAACUCACAGAUCAGCCGGAUCUACUUUACAGAGACGCACUGCUAAAGUCCCGGUUAUUAAACAAAUACUCACUGAAACACCUACGCAUACUCAGGCCACUAGACAUCCUGAUCUUCCCCGUGUCAUCCAUCUCCUGCAAGAUCCUGUUUCAUGCUCCCUAAAAGAGAGGAACCUUUUUGCCUUGAAGAAAGUAGUGAAGAGAUGCCAGAAAGGCUAUUUUUUGAAAGAUAUUGCAGACAUCUUUAAGAUUAUAAACAUCUGUGCGGAUAAAUCUAAAGAACAUGCUGAAUAUGCUUCCAUACUGUGUGAUCUCUUACACAUAUGCAGACUUCCUUUUCUGAAGGAGAAGACUUCUGAUGAAGUAAAGCAUGCUAAAGUAGUGACAGACUCGCUGUCUCAGAUGGGUUAUCUGAUGAGGUUACCAAACACCAAAGUCAGAGAGCAAAUCUGUGCUUCCAUUAUAUCACUGUACACUCCUGACAAACCAAAGCACUAUGACGAUGGUGUGUGUCCCACAAGUCUGGCUUACAGACGGGAGCUGAUAGAGCACAGCAGUCUGGCCGAAACUCUUCUGAUGUCACUGGCUGUUCUGGAGAACCAGCUGUCGGUCAAACUGCAAGUCCUUCAGGUCCUACAGAUUCUGUCCCGUUCUUCUGCUGUAAAUUGUAGCCUGAUCCUGAAGGCAGAGGGAGCUCAGAAAAUCUGUUUUCACAUGAACGAGCCGGAUCCGUCAGGACAGAUGCUUUUCCGCUCCACUGAGAUCCUGUGGAACCUGUUAGACAAAGGCUCCAGAGAGGAGGUUACCAACCAGCUCAGCAACAUGGACUGCAUCAUGGUUCUGAAAGAGGCUUUUUUGCAUCACUUACUUAACGGCUAUCGACAUUACGACCGUCAGCUCCGCAACGACCUUCUAGUGAUUACCACCCUGAUCGCAGAAAACCCCAAAGCUUCUCUAGUAGAGAGUGGGUUUGCCAAGCAGCUUGUCAUGUUCGCCACCUAUCCUGAGUUGAGAAGCCAUAACCCACUGAUCAGAAACUUCAAGCUGGCUUUUACAAGUGAAGACUUUGAGAUGAAGAAGCUGUUGCUAAACCUAAUUGUUGUGCUAUCCAGAGAUUUGACUGCUGUGCAGCUGUUUAAAGAAAACCGUGUGAUGCUGGCUCUGAUGCUGCUGAUUCGACCCGGCUCCUCAGAGGGCAGGCGUAGUGGGAAGACCCGGCGCAGUUGGACAUCCAUUCAGCUGGAAGAGCUGCAACUUCAGGCAUUAGCCGCUCUGUCCACAGUGGCACCGCUCAUGCUGGAUGAGUACAUGGCGUGCCAGGCUAACACUUGCCUCCUCGUGCUUCUGGACUGGUGCUUACAGCAAGGAACAGACUCCCAUUGUGGCCAUGGUCAAGGCUUCUACGGUAUUGGAGGCCAAGGUGAAAGGAAGGCACAGAUGAGGUAUUGCAUACGUCUUCUUCGCUGCAUGGCCUCGCUUAGCAACGACCUCAUUAACCAGGACCUCAGCGACCAGGGAGCCAUUAGCCAACUCCUUGGUCUGUUAAAGCGAUUCCAGGAGAGGAAAGAGGAGGAGGAUGCUGUAUCUGUGGAGAUUCAGACAGAUGUGCUGGUCCUCCUGUCCAGCCUCUGUGAUGAGGACAUGAACAAGAAGGAUUUGUUUGGAGCACAGGGUGUGGAGGUGAUGGUUCAUUAUUUAAAAAUGGAUCCGGCUCAGCUGUACAGCGGUCUGGGACAUAACAGACUCUUCCUCUCUGCUGUGGACUGUGUAUGGUCCUGCAUUGUUGGCUCUUACCCAACGGAGGAUCUGUUUUUGGAGAAGGAGGGCAUUUUCCUCUUACUUGACUUUCUCCAGUCGAGCCAAAGGAGCAUGCAGAGUGUGGUGCUGGGGACACUAUCAGAACUGUGCGACAACCCCAAAACGCUGGCACACAUUCAAGCCUGGAGGGGCAACAAAGACCUCACAGCUCCUGCACUACUGCUGCAGCUCUGGAGAAAUGAGGAGGCCAAGAUCGGAGUCAAAAGAGAUCAGCACGGCAAACUUGCUGAUGUGAAGAAUCCCAUCCUCUCGAUGUAUCAGGAACAGGAAGCACUACAGUCUGUACCUGCAAACACACCCAGUCCUGCUGUUUUAGACGUCUCAGAAAACCUGCGUGCCAAAAUUUACACUCUUUUCUGCAGGCUGGGCUUUGAGAAUCUGCCAGGCCUGACUACAGAAGACCAAAUCACAUUGUGCGUAGUGAACAGGUACCUGGAUUUUAAGAUAGGGGAGGUGUGGAAUGAAAUUACGGCUGAGCUGGAACUGGAAGGUGUGAGACCUGUAUCUUUAGAUGCUGAGGCUCUCAGCACUAUUGCCCAGACGAGUGAAAACACCGCCAAGUACGUCUAUCAAAUGCAGCAAAGCAUCAUAAAGCAGAAAGAGCAGGAGGAACUCCAGGAGGAGAAACAGGUCUAUCAAGAGAUGAGCUUAAACCGAAAGCAGCAAGAGCUAACUGUGAAGUCCUGGGAGCAUCAUGUUGCUAGAACAUCAGACUACAAGAUGUUAAAGGAGUUGAAGCAGCUGCAGGAAGGAACUAUAGAGUCAUCACGGCCAAAGGAGAAACCAGAGGGUUUUAUUUUCCACUCCACUCAGAUCCCUGGCCUGCAGACUACUAAUUUCUGUGGCCGAGUCUUGGCGAUUGAGAGCACCCCUGCAGAGCUAACUGGAGGACAUUUGGCGAACACUGACCUAGCCCUAGAGAGGGUACCUAUUCAGGGUGGAGCACUGAGGAAAGUGUCAGCUUCAAACUCAGAGCUGGAUUUUCCUAACACUGUCACAGUCAAAUGAAUACCGUGAGACUGGAUAAACCUUGGAAUGACACAUUUAGCAUUUACUGAUGCAGCAAUAUUCUGCCUUGUGAAAACUUGUGCGCUCGAUAGAUACUCCAGAAAUAUGCAGGCAAAAAUGUCAUUGUGGGUUAUUAGUGGGUUAUUACACAAUAUUACAGUAAAACAUGGCAAAUUCUUUUUUUUUAAAAAUUUUCUUUAUGCAUUUUCUCCCCUUUCUCUCCCUUGUAGCGCGUCCAAUCGCCCGAUUGCAUCAUGCUUCCUCUCCACCAAUGCCGAUCCCUGCUCUGAUUGAGGAGAGCGAAGCUAACCCACGCCCCCUCCGACAUGUGGGCAGCAUGCCGUAUGCAUCUUAUCACCUGCACUUUGACGAGUGCAGUGCAGCUCAGCACUGUGUAUGGAGAGACACACCCUGAGAGCACUCUUCUCAUCUCUGUGCAGGCGCCAUCAAUCAGCCAGCAGAGGUCGUAAUUGCACCAGUCAUGGGACAGAGACCCCAUCCGGCUUAGUCCCGCCCAUAUCUAAACAACAGGCCAAUCGUUGUUCAUGUGGCCGCUCAGCCUUAGCCGGCAGGCAGAGCUGAGAUUCGAUAUGAUGUAUUCGAGAUCCCAGCUCUGGUUUCAGUGUGUGUUUUUGCCGCAGCGCCACCUGAGCGGCCAACAUGGCAAAUUCUUGAUAUGCAAACUCAAUUUGCACCUUUCACUAAUAGCAGUCUGGAUGGUCCUUUUUAUCUUUGGCACAGAGAACUGGAUUUUUCCCCCAAAACAAGCUGAAGCUCAGUUCAUCUGAGAUGAGCUUGGGCCCAGAGAACUCGGCUGUGUUUCUGUAUAGAAUUGAUGUACGAUUUCCUAUUUGCAUAAUAGAGUUCAGAAUUGCAUUUCUUAAUGAAGCGGUGGGUUGGGUUAAGUGACAACUGUUUUCCGAAUUAAUCCCAAACCCAUGUGGCUAUAUUUAUCACAGUAGCAUGACGGUUUCUCAUGCAAUGCUGUCUCUGGCAGAACCGUGAUUGCCGGCCUUGCCGUACAUGGACUGACAUUUCUCCAGAUUCUUGCAUUUAUUUGCCGCUCAGGUGGCGCAGCGGUAAAACACGCUAGCACACCAGAGCUGGGAUUUCGAAUACAUUGUACCGAAUCUCAGCUCUGCCAUCCGGCUGGGCUGGGCGGCUAUAUGAACAACGUUUGGCAGUUGUUCAUCCAGGGAGGGAGCCAGAUAGGGACUCCUUAUAACUGAUGUAAUUACGACCUCUGCUGGCUGAUUGAUGGCGUCUGCACAGAGUAGAGGAAUAAUGCGAUCAGGGUGUGACUCUCCGUGCACAAGGCUGAUCCGCAUAUGAACUCGCCUCGUGCAGGUGAAAAGAUGCAGUCGGCUACUGCAUGUGUCAGACAGUCUCGUUUUCCUCAAUCAGCAGUGGAGAUCAGCAUCGUUAGAGAGGAAGCAUAAUGCAAUCGGGUAAUUAGAUACAACUAGAUUGGAAGGAAAAUUGGGAAAAUGCAAAAAAAAAACACAUUUAUUUUAAAUAAAAAAAAAUCAUAUUUUCAGUGUAUGAUUAACCUAAAUACCACAGAGACAUUUUUAUUCGUCUUUACCAAGGGUGACGAUCAUUCUGGAGCUGACAGUAUAUAAAGCAUUUAUCUACCAAAAUUAUGCACUUUUAGGUGAACCAGUACAGCAGCACUAUUGAAAGAUAUUAUAUACAGUAUAGCUUUAUUUUUAUAGGUUUGAAACUGAUAUAUAGUGGCAUGCCAAUGUUUGGCAACCCUGUCAAAAUUCUGUUACUGUUAAUAGCUAAGCAAGUAAAAGAUGACCUGAUUUCCAAAAGUUAAAGGGUAAACAUUUCAUUAAUAUCUAAAACAAAAUUAAUAAUUACAGUUUUUAAACAACUACGUAAAAAGGAAAAUUACCUAAAGCAAAAGUUUGGGCACCCUGCAUGGGCAGUACUUUGUACCACUACGUUGGCAAGUAUCACUUUUGUAAAUGCUUUUCUUUUGGGGGGAUUUUCACCCAUUCUUCAUGACAAAAGGCUUCUAGUUCUGAGAGGUUCCUGAACCAUUUUGUAUGCACUGUUUUUUCAAGGUUUUUCACUCCCUACCUUUCAUCCUAAUUAUCCUGUAGGACAGGGGUUCUAAACUGGGGGGCUGGGACCCACUAGUGGGCCUCAUUGAGCCCAGAGGGGGGUCUCAUUGUAUUUUACUGAGAGAAAAGUGAAAAUAAUCACACGUGAUUGGAUGGGGAAAUCAAUAGGCUGUUAGCAUACAGACGAUCUCUUGUGAUGUAAUAAAUCUAUUUUAAACUA
Molecule: messenger RNA, 5294 nt
Organism: Trichomycterus rosablanca
Lineage: Eukaryota; Metazoa; Chordata; Actinopteri; Siluriformes; Trichomycteridae
Product: cilia- and flagella-associated protein 69-like
Exons: 23
Coding region: 150-3002 (950 amino acids)
Biological process (GO): olfactory behavior; positive regulation of flagellated sperm motility; response to odorant
Cellular component (GO): sperm midpiece; non-motile cilium
Source: RefSeq, a predicted model, not a curated record